This is a messenger RNA of Hypanus sabinus (Atlantic stingray), 3652 nucleotides long. Its product is annotated as gephyrin. The record is from RefSeq and is a predicted model, not a curated record. Gene Ontology annotation, molecular function: molybdopterin molybdotransferase activity. Bases 357 to 2702 code for a protein of 781 amino acids. Gene Ontology annotation, biological process: Mo-molybdopterin cofactor biosynthetic process; glycine receptor clustering; postsynaptic neurotransmitter receptor diffusion trapping. NCBI's taxonomy places the organism in Eukaryota, Metazoa, Chordata, Chondrichthyes, Myliobatiformes, Dasyatidae. Gene Ontology annotation, cellular component: cytosol; postsynaptic membrane; cytoplasm. The transcript has 26 exons.
UCUGAGCUAGGGGCUGGAGGCCCAAUGUCUGCGAGUCAGAGUCCGAGGAUAAGAGCUGCAGUCAGAGGCCUGGAGGAAACUUGCCUUGCAGUUGGAGGCCUGUCUGUUUGUUGAGUGAUAGCUGCUUCAGAAACCUUGCAGAAGAUAGAAGUGGGAUAAACCUGAAAGACUUGGUCCAAGAUCCUUCAUUAAAGCCAGUUGGAUCAGACAGACCUAAAAACCACCUAAAUAUUGCAGUCUGAAGCCUGAGCUCUGCAAGGUCAAUAACUACAACCAGCUUCUAAAAUCUUGUUUGAGCUACAGCAUAAUUGACCCUCCUGUGCUGAACCCUCUGGAAGAGAACCUCCCUUAGGAGCAUGAGUAGGUUGGGAGGAACAGUAUCUGCAUACAAGAUAGUACCUGAUGAGGUUGAUGAAAUCAAGGAAACACUCAUAGAAUGGUGUGAUGAUAAGGAAUUGAAUCUUAUUUUAACCACUGGGGGAACUGGGUUUGCCCCAAGAGAUGUAACUCCAGAGGCCACAAAAGAAGUGAUCGAAAGAGAGGCUCCUGGAAUGGCGUUAGCUAUGCUGAUGGGUUCUUUGAAUGUGACUCCUCUGGGGAUGCUGUCUCGACCUGUAUGUGGAAUAAGGGGCAAAACUCUGAUUAUUAAUCUACCUGGUAGCAAGAAAGGUUCACAGGAAUGCUUCCAGUUUAUAUUACCUGCCCUACCUCAUGCUAUCGACUUGUUGCGGGAUGCAGUUGUGAAAGUGAAAGAAGUUCAUGAUGAAUUGGAAGACCUUCCAUCACCUCCACCACCAUUGUCUCCUCCUCCUACCACCAGCCCACACAAACAGACAGAAGACAAAGGUGUUCAGUGUGAAGAUGAGGAGGAAGAGAAGAAAGACAGUGGAGUGGCUUCAACUGAAGAGAGCUCGUCCUCACAUAUCACUGCAGCAGCCAUAGCAGCCAAGUUGCCUGUGUUUUCCUGUCAUAGUGCUGAUAGUUGUGUUGUACAUCAGAACUUCCAACUUGUACACAGUCCCGCUCCUGUCAUGGCUAAAGGUGGUAAACCUGUCCCUGGUUUCAUUGGUCAUCACUCUCAUACUGCCAUCAGUGCAGGAGAGCCGCAUUUAUUAUACUUUCAGAUCCCAGAUUCGAUUAUUUCUCGUGGUGUUCAAGUCCUUCCACGAGACAAUGCAUCGCUGAGCACAACUCCAUCCGAAUCACCACGAGCUCAAGCUACAUCACGACUAUCCACAGCUUCUUGCCCCACACCAAAACAACUUCGAAGGGCGGAUGAAGCGAAAGGAGUUGCUAGUAGAGGCGGAUCCCUCAAAGUCCAGUCUCGCUGCAGCAGCAAGGAAAACAUCCUGAGAGCCAGCCACAGCGCAGUUGACAUCAGCAAGGUUGCACGACGACACCGCAUGUCCCCAUUUCCCUUAACGUCGAUGGACAAGGCCUUCAUCACAGUACUGGAGAUGACCCCUGUUCUCGGCACUGAAAUUAUCAACUAUCGAGAUGGUAUGGGUCGAGUUCUAGCACAGGAUGUAUUUGCAAAAGACAACCUGCCACCUUUCCCAGCGUCAGUGAAGGAUGGCUAUGCUGUAAGAGCUGCUGAUGGCCCUGGUGAUAGAUUCAUUAUUGGUGAAUCACAGGCAGGUGACCAGCCCACUCAGACAGUGAUGCCUGGCCAGGUGAUGCGCGUAACAACAGGGGCUCCAAUACCCUGUGGUGCAGAUGCAGUUGUACAGGUUGAAGAUACUGAGCUCAUCAGGGAAUCAGAUGAUGGCACAGAAGAGCUAGAGGUGCGAAUUCUGACACAGGCUCGUCCAGGCCAGGACAUCAGACCAAUUGGUCAUGAUAUCAAAAGAGGAGAAUGCGUUCUGGCAAAAGGAACUCACAUGGGGCCUUCUGAAAUUGGCCUUCUAGCAACUGUUGGGGUUACUGAAGUUGAAGUUCACAAGUUUCCAGUGGUUGCAGUGAUGUCCACAGGAAAUGAGCUGCUGAACCCUGAAGAUGAACUAACACCUGGAAAAAUUCGGGACAGCAAUCGUUCAACUCUGCUGGCAACAAUUCAGGAGCAUGGAUACCCAACCAUCAACCUGGGAAUAGUGGGAGAUAACCCUGAUGACCUGCUGAAUGCACUCAAUGAAGGCAUAAGUCGUGCUGAUAUCAUCAUUACAUCAGGAGGUGUAUCCAUGGGUGAAAAGGAUUACUUAAAGCAAGUGUUGGAUAUUGACCUGCAUGCCCAGAUACAUUUUGGAAGAGUUUUCAUGAAACCUGGCCUCCCAACAACUUUUGCAACUCUGGAUAUCGAUGGUAUCAGAAAAAUCAUCUUUGCACUGCCAGCGGGUGCGGUAGAGGCUGAUGGUGACAUAGGAUCUGAAGGAAAUCCAGUGUCAGCAGUUGUCACCUGCAAUCUCUUUGUUAUCCCUGCAUUGAGGAAAAUGCAAGGAAUCCUUGAUCCUCGACCCACCAUCAUCAAAGCCAGGUUGUCCUGUGAUGUGAAGCUGGAUCCACGGCCUGAAUACCACCGCUGUAUUCUGACUUGGCACCACCAGGAACCAUUGCCAUGGGCACAGAGUACAGGGAAUCAGAUGAGUAGCCGUCUGAUGAGUAUGCGAAGUGCCAAUGGACUGUUGAUGCUACCUCCAAAGACAGAGCAGUAUGUGGAGCUCCAUAAGGGUGAAGUGGUAGAUGUCAUGGUGAUUGGAAGACUAUGAUGUCAGACAAGAGGAGGGUUGGUGCAUGUCUACAUAUCAUUGACUGUAUCCCGUAAUGGAAUGGCACCAUUAGUUUUUAAUGAUUUGGAUAAAAUUGACCAAUGUUGUUGAUUUUGAAGUAAUUUCAAAAAGGAAUCAGAUAAAUUAAAUGAAACACGAGAGAGAAAGAAAUCCAUUGAAUCCAUUCUGUAUCAUACCCAGGGCAAAGUUUCUCUUUCAUUACAGUUGCUUUGUGUGUUUAAUGCCAGGUCUAAUAGCAGUAGCUUUUGAUAGACAGCGGUAGGUGCCUGCUAAACUUGUGUUUUCUCAUCUUCAGAUACAGAUACUUAUGCUACUAGCAAGGCUGUCUGCUUACUUUAUACCAGCUUAGAUAAACACAGCUAUUAUCCUUAUUAGUACGCAACAUAAUUGCUUCACAAAGAGCUUUGCUUGUUCUUUAUCUUGUAUCUUGUGUUCAUGUGCUCAGUGCCAAAAGCAGAGUGGCUGAAGUGGACUGGAUUGGUGUAUUACCCUCCCAGUGCCAUUGACAGGGAAAUUUCCCAGAAGCCACCUGUCUCAGCUGACCACCUAGUUGGACAGGAAUUGGAAAACUUUCAUUUGAACAAAGAAAUUGCUUCCUUAAGUGCUGACAGCCUUUUUACCAAUUUAAAAAAAAGUGUACAGUAAUACAAAGAUUGAUAUUGUACAGAUAAUAGUGUACCAGCAAAUCAUGUGGUAAUUCCUAGCAAUGAAAGACAUUUAACAACACUGUACCAUAACAUUUUCUGUAAUGAUAUUAAAUAUUAAUAAAAAUCCUUGAUCAUUGUUAAAAUUUAUCUGAGAAGAUACUCAAUGUUUUUAAAAGAAACUUAUUUCUUGCUGUGUUUGUGCCGUAGUUACAUUGUCACGGUGCAAUUUGGAAAAUAGCUUUGAAAUUUUACACUCAAUAAAUCUGUUGUUUUUUUAUUGUC